AUGGCUUGUGUCCAUGAGCAAUGUCCCUCCCCCUCCCUUUCGGGAUUCAGUACCCCGAUUUCUGAUGCUCCAUUUCGCCGGCCAGACUCUGAUGUGGCUGCAUGUACCCCAGAUACUGAACUCACCCCCACACAGUGUGUUCUGCGCAACGUAUUGUCCAUCGAUCCUGUCGGGGAUGGGACCCACACACGUGGCAACACCCCAACUCCUAGUGAUGACCCUGCACAGUUCUCUAACAGUGUGCUGAAGCUGCAUGAAGGUGGAGCUGAAGGGGGAGCCAUGCGCAACCAGUCGGAGAGCUUUAGGCUGCAGGCAGGUGGAGGAGGCUUUCUGGAGGGGCUUUUUGGUUGCCUCAAGCCGGUGUGGACCAUGAUUGGCAAAGCAUACUCUACUGAAAACAAGCAAAGCCAGGAAGAGUCCUGGGAGGUGCCCUUUGAGGAGAUCUCGGAGCUGCAGUGGGUGGGCAGUGGGGCUCAAGGAGCAGUGUUCCUGGGCAAGUUCCAUGGUGAAGAGGUGGCCGUGAAGAAAGUAAGAGACAUCAAGGAAACUGAGAUCAAACACCUCCGUAAGCUCAAGCACCCCAACAUCAUUACAUUCAAGGGUGUGUGCACACAAGCUCCAUGUUACUGCAUUAUCAUGGAGUACUGUGCACAGGGGCAGCUGUACGAGGUUUUGAGAGCAGGGAGAAAGAUCACACCAUCACUGCUCGUUGACUGGGCCAUGGGUAUCGCAGGCGGCAUGAACUACCUCCACCUGCACAAGAUCAUUCACAGAGACCUCAAAUCACCCAAUAUGCUGAUUACCCAUGAUGACUUGGUGAAAAUCUCUGAUUUUGGCACGUCAAAGGAGUUACGAGAUAAGAGCACAAAAAUGUCCUUCGCCGGCACCGUGGCUUGGAUGGCACCAGAAGUCAUAAGAAAUGAACCUGUCUCAGAGAAAGUGGAUAUAUGGUCCUUUGGGGUGGUUCUCUGGGAGAUGCUCACAGGUGAAAUUCCCUACAAAGACGUGGACUCUUCAGCUAUUAUUUGGGGUGUGGGCAACAACAGCCUGCAGUUGCCUCUGCCGGAAAGCUGCCCUGAUGGCUUUAAGAUCCUCUUAAAACAGUGCUGGAACUGCAAGCCCAGAAACAGGCCCUCAUUCAGACAAAUUCUUCUGCACCUGGAUAUUGCCUCAGCUGAUGUGCUAUCCACCCCACAGGAGACCUACUUCAAAUCACAGGCUGAAUGGCGUGAGGAGGUGAAACAGCAUUUUGAGAAGAUCAAGUCUGAGGGAACAUGUCUGCACCGACUGGACGAGGAGCUCAUUAACCGUCGCCGUGAAGAGCUCAGACAUGCCCUAGACAUCAGAGAGCAUUAUGAGAGGAAGCUGGAAAGAGCCAACAACCUUUACAUGGAACUGAGUGCUGUCAUGCUACAGUUAGAGCUGAAAGAAAAAGAACUGCUGAGAAGGGAGCAGUGCUUGGAUAAGAAAUAUCCUGGGUUGUUCAAACACCAUCCUUCAAACACAGUGGACAAACUCAUUAAGAAGAGGAAUGUACCCCAAAAGCUUCCUUCACAUGGCAAGAGACCAGACCUCCUAAGAUCAGAGGUCAUCCUCCCUAAAAUGGACCCUGGUGUGGUGCAAGUGACAGUUCCUUCUUGUGCCAAUCGGACCUCCACUUCACCAAGUCGUGCCCGAAGGGUUAAAACGCGGCAUCGCAGGGGGGGCCGAGGUAGCAGUGGUGAUCUCUCGGGGCCUAAGCACUCCACUGGUACCUCCACCAGAGAGAGAGAAACGCCCACAUUGGGCACUGCAGCACCCAGCGGUACUCCAGCAACUGAUCAGACAGUGGGUACUGCUUCAAGAGGAAGUCAACUGGAAGCCCCUCCACUAAAACUGUCCUCCUCCAGCCCAGACCUGCUUUGCUCCACCCAUGGAGCUGAGGCCGGAGCUAGCGGUGGAGCUGGAAGUCUGAGCGUGUGUGAAGGGCUUGUUAGCGGAGUCCGAGGUGUGGCUGAAGCCACUGUGGGAUUGGAUGAAACUCCGCCACGAAGUGACACAGCAAGCGAGGACGCUGCAUCACUCCCAUUCUCGAGCAGUCCUGAUUCACCCUGCUGCGCAAGAGGUGUGGCUGUGGGACGGGGACACACUCUGGGGGAGGAAAGGGAAGAAGGAGCCGGGGCAGUGCGAUUGCCAAGGGGAGCCAGUGGCAGUCAUUUGACUCCAUCAGCUAUACUUUACAGAGCAGCUAUCACACGUAAGCAGCGCCGUGGCGUGUCUUCAGAGGAAGAGGAAGGAGAAGUAGAUAGUGAAGUGGAACUGCCAAGGAGACGACGGCCAACUAGUAUAUCCAAGUGCCAGUCUGUGUCCACCUUCAGCUCAGAGAAUUUGUCUGUCUCUGAUGGAGAGGAAGGCCAUACCACUGACCACUCUCACAGUGGCACACCAGAUGUGGUCAGCACUAAUACCGAUGAGCGACUGGAUGAUCGAAGUGAUGACCUCAUCUCACAGGGUUCUGAGAUCCCUGCAGACAUCACUGACCCUGCAAUCUCGGAGAGGGAGGCUGCUGCUCUUGAACAGGAGCGAGCAAACUUUGAUCUGGAACAAAACAUUUUGGAGACCCGGGCGUUGUGUGAAGAUUCGGAUUGCGACAGCGCCGAGCUAGACCAGUCGGGGAGUGGAGAACCAAGUCGCCCCCCGAGUGCAGGAGGCUGGGGUCAGGGUCCUCAGAACUAA
Molecule: messenger RNA, 2715 nt
Organism: Neoarius graeffei (lesser salmon catfish)
Lineage: Eukaryota; Metazoa; Chordata; Actinopteri; Siluriformes; Ariidae
Gene: map3k12
Product: mitogen-activated protein kinase kinase kinase 12
Exons: 13
Coding region: 1-2715 (904 amino acids)
Biological process (GO): protein autophosphorylation; JNK cascade
Molecular function (GO): JUN kinase kinase kinase activity; ATP binding
Source: RefSeq, a predicted model, not a curated record